AUGUGUUUUUGUUUCGGAUUUUAUGGUGGGAGGAAGAAAGAUAAGGAAUCGGUGUCACUAAACAAAUCUUCUUUAGAAGGUGGAGACGGAGGUGGUGUUGGUGGGAACCAUACUACCGGUGGUCAUGAAGUCGGAGGCACAGCAGUCGUAGUGGCAAGCGCAGCACAUGUGUCUGAUCCUAGUGGUGGUGGAAGUGGAAGUUCUCAUGGUGGCCAUGGUGGUGGUGGAUAUGCCGGUGGUGACGGUGGUGGUGGUGGCAUUUGA
This is a messenger RNA of Lactuca virosa, 264 nucleotides long. The record is from the annotation of a GenBank genome assembly. Lineage: Eukaryota; Viridiplantae; Streptophyta; Magnoliopsida; Asterales; Asteraceae.